UUGUGCCAGUGUGAUCAGGUUGUAUCAAGGUUGUGUUUGACGUCAGCGUGUGGUAGCAGGUGUAGUUUGCUAGCAGCCAGGCUAGCUUUAGACACUGUGCCAACACAUCAGCAACUAUGGCUUUGCUGUUUUGGUUUGGCAUGGCCUUUGUGUUGUUGCCUGCGAAAUCGGACGACAUCCCAGACGGAGCUCACAGUACGGAGUGUCGUGAGUGCUACUUCGUGGUGACUGUUGACGUCUCGUUCACUGGAGAGGAACUUCACUUUGAGGCCGUCGAUGAAACGGGCGUGUACCCCAUCACUCAGCAGUAUUCAGCCAAGUGUGGCUACACUGUCAGUGUUCUCCCUCAAAGCCGCCAAGUGGAGCUCCGAGCCUCCUACUUCAGCUGUCACACUCACAACAAAGAUGAUGACGUUUUCACAUUCAACUUCAACCUGAUUUCAAACCAUGAAGGAAAGGAGGUCACCUAUGCCUUGAAGAAAACCUGUACUCCCUCUCUGCCCUGGUCUCCCAGGGAAGUUACCUGUGAGACCAACUACAUGGAAGUGUCUGUGAGCAGUGAGUUGGCCUGUCCAUCUGGAGAGACGAGUGAUGAUUGGAAGCCUGCUCCAGCUGCUCCAGACUGGCAGGUGAUGUUUCACAGAGCGGAGGAGCCGUUGACACCCAUGAACCUCUCUGUAGCUCGUGAGCAGGGCUACUCGAUUGACAUGACGGAGAGACGUAUUGUAUUUCGUACGCCAUAUGGACAACCUCACUCAUCCAGUCUGGAGGUGAACGGUGUUCCAGUCGAGGUCGUCCACGCAACUCUGUUCUCCAAACAAAGCUGGGUUUUCAUCAUUGUGGACCUCGUGGCUGCUUGCUCCAUGCAUGAAGGAUCGUAUCAUGACAGUGGAUACAUGGUGUGGGAGACUCCUGAACUGCCGAACCCGCUGCAGUCUGGUCUGAACAACACACAGGUCAACAUCGGGGUCGGGGGUGAACUUGUGCAGCAGCCCGCUGCAGAGGAGAGGGGCUUCAUUGUGGAGAAGCACAACGGCAGAGUGGAGAUCAGCAUCCCCUAUAAUGCUGAAGGAGGAUACAGGAAGAGCUUUGUGUCUGGUGGCCUCUACGAGUUUUACGUCUUCAACCUCUACUUGGAGCAAAUCUUUGUGACUAAGGAUCACGAAAAGACCAGACAGAGGUAUCACAGGACGCUGGCCAGUGCCUUGCUGCCGCUCCACGUCUUCACUGUAGACCAAACUGUUGAUGAAGAGCCCACGUUCAGCGUCUACCUCGGCGACGUCCCUGAUGACAUUGAGCUGUCUGCAGUCGAGCUGAAUGGCCACAGGUGUGACGCUCCCUUUAAAAAUACCAGCGGCCACAGCGUCAUCGAAGUCUUUCAUCCCAACAACACCCAUGGCUACACUCUGAAGGUGCCUUUCGAUGACCCUGUUGUCCUACAUCAGUUCUCUAAAGAAGAUGAAGCUAUGAAGCACAUACUGGAAGUCAACUACACACUGACCAUUCUGCCUGAGAAUGAGCCGUAUUUCCACCUGACCUCAGUCAUGGCACUAUCGGACGUCGCUCCUCCAGAGAUUGACACAGUCUGUUCCGAAUCUGGAAUCCUCUUCAAACUGGACCACCGGCCUUUCGACUACCUGUGGCACAUCAGUAUCGGCUCUGACCUGCUGACGCCAGAACUGGCAACCCAGCAGGGCUACAUCCUGACCAACGAUAGCCAGAGUCUGCGGCUCGAGGUGCCGCUCUUCACUCAUGGAUACGUGUACGAGGACUUUAGUUUGAAGGGCUUCACUGGUACUUUUGAGAUGUUGGUGAAGGAUCGUGAAACAUCAGAGGUCCUGAGUUCAGCCGUCAAGACUUGUCCAUUCACUGCUACUGAAUUUAUAGUGUGUUCCAGUGACGGCAAGAUGACUGUGGUGGCCGACUUGUCUCUGGCCAGCCUGGGUGGAGGAAUCCCUGCUAGAUCCAACCUCCUGAGCACGUACUGUGGACCCAAAGAAGCAGACGACACCAGGGCUCUGUUCUCUUUCCCCCUCAACAGCUGUGGAUCCACAGUCAAGCUUUUCAAGGAGAGGGUGACCUAUCAAAAUGAGAUUAUCUACAGCAAGAGGCACUUCAGUGAGAGCAAGGUGGAUUCAGAGCCGAUUACCGAGAGGUUGAUAGUGCAGUGUGUGUACCCUCUGGCUGGGCUGCACCGCCUCUUCUCUGUGCACAAGUUUGAGUCUGACACGCCCGGUGUCGGCAAAAUCCUACACACUUCCCAGUCCACCGCAGAAUCUCAAGAGACCACCACCGUCAAGCCGAGUACAGAACGCCGAACCACACCAGCUGCCAGAAGGACAACCAGAGCACUUGCAGUUUUCCAGCCUGCUCACCGACCGAAUGCUCAAUACAUCAGAAUUUAUCCAUUUCAGAAAUAUUCAAUAAUAAAAGGACUUCAGGAGCUUUACAAACCAAACUGAACCCUGCCGUGAUUUAAAGGAUGUGAAAUUUCAUAUUUUAAAAAGAUUAAAUUGAAUAAAGUUGUGUUCAUAAAUUUG
Molecule: messenger RNA, 2540 nt
Organism: Platichthys flesus (European flounder)
Lineage: Eukaryota; Metazoa; Chordata; Actinopteri; Pleuronectiformes; Pleuronectidae
Exons: 18
Coding region: 117-2462 (781 amino acids)
Source: RefSeq, a predicted model, not a curated record